Molecule: messenger RNA, 1476 nt
Organism: Closterium sp. Naga37s-1
Lineage: Eukaryota; Viridiplantae; Streptophyta; Zygnematophyceae; Desmidiales; Closteriaceae
Source: the annotation of a GenBank genome assembly
AUGAGGCUUUUGAGGUCGCCGUGGGCGACCUUCGCUCUGGGAGCUGCUGCCGGCUCGUACGGCGAUGGCCAUACGGGUCUGGCCUCACUACAGCUUGCAGCAGCAGAGGAGCAAGAGCCGCAUCAUCAUCAGCAGGAGCAGCAGCAGCAGCAGCAGCAGCAGCAGCAGCAGCAGCAGCAGCAGCAGCAGCAGCAGCAGCACCAGGAGAAACAGCAUCACGAGCAGCACCUGAAACCACCUGAAAAGUCACCUGAUGCAGACUCAGCUCCUGCUGAUGCCACCGGUGCAUCUCGCCCUCCUGAGUCGCUGCACGGUGCUAGCAGCCAGGAACCUGCUGGUGGGGGGGAGACACGUGGCAGUGGUGGAUUGGAUGGCCAGGAUCUUGCCAGCCUGGCAGCGGCUGAUGAUGACAUCAUCGUGGAGCAGAACAUUCAAAUGUUUGGUCUGCCCGGCCAGCUGGCAGUGCACCGGGCGUUUGUGGUGGUGGUGGGGCUGGGGGGGGUGGGCAGCCAUGCUGCUGCCGCUCUGCUGAGAUGUGGCGUUGGCAGGCUGAGACUCGUCGAUUUUGACCAGGUGUCACUAUCCUCCCUCAAUCGCCAUGCAGUUGCCACGCGGGCAGAUGUAGGAAUUCCCAAGGCACAGUGCAUGAGGGAGCAUUUCCUUCGCAUUCUGCCCGAAGCGCAAGUGGAGGGAAUGACAGCCAUGUACACGGAGGAGAACGAGGAGAAAGUUUUGUUCGGGCAGCCCGACUACGUUGUGGACUGCAUCGACAACAUCGACACAAAGGUCGCGCUGCUCUCAGCCUGUGUGCGCCGUGGUCUGCCGGUCAUCAGCGCCAUGGGGGCAGGCGCUCGGGCCGACCCCACUCGCAUCCGCAUCGCUGAUAUCAGCGAUUCGUCCAUCGACCCUCUCUCCCGUGCGGUGCGGCAGCGGUUGCGCAAGGCGCUGGGGGCAGCAGCAGCGGUGGAGGCGGUGUUCUCUCUGGACCGUCCCAAGGCCAAGCUGCUGCCUGUGGGGGAUGGGGAUGGCUCCCUGCAGCCUGCUGAUUUACAGGUGGUCCCAGGGUUUCGUGUAAGAGUCAUCCCCGUCCUGGGAACCAUCCCUGCCAUGUUUGGCCUGGCGCUGGCGACACGUGUCGUCACCUCAUUGGCCGGAAUGGACGUGGGGUUUGAGCCGGUGCUAAGGCUGAGUGCAGACCAUUACUCGCUGCUACACCAGCGACUGGUGGAGAGAGAGGAGAUGCGUUUUGGAUCGGCUAGUGAAGUUGAGGUGGACAUGGAUGACGUCAUGUUUGUGGUGAGGGAGGUGUGGCGCGGCCGCAGCGCGUGGCAGCAUCUCCGGGAGAAGGAAGCUGCCAAGAAGCUUCUUCACAGCCAGUCGGACGGGAGUGGGGCCGAUGAGGAGGUGGGAGAGGAGGUGGGGGAGGAGGAGGCAUGGAUAUUGGGCGAGCAAUUUGGCGGUCCAUGGGACACAUGA